Molecule: messenger RNA, 514 nt
Organism: Poecilia reticulata (guppy)
Lineage: Eukaryota; Metazoa; Chordata; Actinopteri; Cyprinodontiformes; Poeciliidae
Source: RefSeq, a predicted model, not a curated record
UUAAAAACUAUAGAAGAAGAAAAAAAGCAGCGAAGAAGAGUAUAAAAAAACAACAUGGCAACCGUGCAAGUCAGCGAGGCUGAGAAAGUUUACAUCCUACACGGAAUACGGGAUGAUUUACGGGUGGAUGGAAGAGGCUGCGAGGACUACAGACACAUGGAAGUAGAAACAGAUGUGGUGUCCAACACUGACGGAUCCGCUAAAGUCACUCUGGGUCACACUGCAGUUCUGGUUGGGAUCAAGGCUGAGAUCGGAAAACCGAGGCCGAUGGUUGCAAACGAGGGAUAYCUGGAGUUCUUCGUUGACUGGUGGGUGUUUAUGCCGAAUUUGAUUUCUGRUUUUAAUAGAUUUCUUGUCUUUAAUAAAAUUGACAAAUGACAGGAAAUAUUUUUAAAAACCGGCUUGUAUUUGAGUCAUUCCCGCUGUGAGUUUACUUGAAUUCAAAGUCAAAACCAAUAAAAGCAGAUAGUCGUUCUUGAGUGGGUUAACGUCACUCGGGAAAGAAGUGCACUGG